AUGGCUAGGGAGCCUGGAACAACACUGAACCUGUUGAAAUUUCCAAUUAUUAAUCCUACGUGUGAUAGGAUAUUCCGAAGGCAGGAGAGACUGAAAGAGGAAGCAACAAAAACAGAAGAUCAGCUAAGCAGUGAAGAAAAAAAGUACCUUAAUCACCUUAAAAAGCAAGGUUAUUUAGUGGGAAGAGUUGGCAGAACAUUUCAACAGAAGAAGCCUAGCCCUGUGGUUGACUUUGACCCUGACAUGCUCUCCUACAGCAUCGAUGAAGAUCCCAAACAUUCUCCUGAGCAGCGUGAGGAAAGGAAGGAGUUCACACACAACGAAGUGAAGGAUGCUCGCUGGUGUUUUGACACUCCAGGCAUUAUAAGGGAAAACUGUGUUUUAAAUCUCCUGACAGAGAAAGAAGUGAAGCUGGUUUUGCCAACAGUUGCCAUUGUUCCACGAACCUUCAUUCUCAAGCCAGGAAUGGUCUUGUUUUUAGCAGCCUUGGGACGUAUAGACUACUUACAGGGAGAAAAACCUGCCUGGUUUUCUGUCGUGGCUUCUAACCUGUUGCCAGUCCGCAUUGCCACACUGAGUAAGGCAGAUGCCAUCUAUGAGAAGCACGCUGGUCAGGAGUUACUAAAGGUUCCCAUGGGUGGGGAAGAGCGAAUGAAAGAGUUCCCCCCGCUUGUCCCUCAGGACAUUACACUGAAAGGAAUUGGUCCCAGUGAGGCAGUUGCAGAUAUUAAGCUUUCUUCUGCAGGCUGGGUGGCAGUGACAGCUCAUGCAGAAGAGGAAUUGCUGCUCCGAGCCUAUACUCCCCAGGGCACCGCGCUGGUGGUGCGAGAGCCUCCCCUGCUGCCCUACAUCAGCGCCAUCAGAGGCUCCCGGAUCGCGGGCACUGCUGCCUAUAGGACCAAAAAGCCUCCCUCACUGGUGGAAAAUCUGAAAGCCACAGGGAAGAGAUAGCACUUCUCAUCAUCCAAGCAAGGCAGAAGACACA
This is a messenger RNA of Chaetura pelagica (chimney swift), 985 nucleotides long. RefSeq names its product nitric oxide associated 1 (gene NOA1). The transcript is spliced from 7 exons. NCBI's taxonomy places the organism in Eukaryota, Metazoa, Chordata, Aves, Apodiformes, Apodidae. The coding region runs from base 1 to 951 and encodes 316 amino acids. The record is from RefSeq and is a predicted model, not a curated record.